AUGUCAAGAGGUAAAUUAAUGGUGCAAGCGGUUCUUAAAGCUGACAAUAAGGAAGAAGAGGUUGACAGGACUCUUAAUACCCCUGAACCAAAUCAAACCAUUAACAAGGAAAAUGAAGCUAGAAAUAGCAGUGAAGCUGUAAAUAGCAAUUAUUCUGAUAAAACAAAAGAAAAUGAGGUUCUUGAUAAUAAAGUGUAUUUUAGCGAGGACGAAGGUGAUACUGUUAAAGAUCCUGAUUACGACUCAAGUUUAUCUUCGUCCUCAGACUCUACACCUUUAUCAGACUCAUCUUCGUCAUCGUCUAGUUCUCCAAGAUCCAGCAAUACUGAAAUGCUCACACGUCCUUUAAAGGAAAAUCAAAUUACAACUGCACAAGACGAUCAAGAAGUUAAAAAUGUGAUAGAAAAAGUUACAGAAAGUACAGAACCAAAGAAGACUAGGAAAAGGUUACCUAAGGAAUCAGAAUGGACUAAGGAAAAAAGCAAAAUUUUACGAAAUUUGGGCAGAGAGUAUACGUCCUGUGCAAAAUCUAAAAGAAUAGUAGCAGCAAAAAUUAUAAAACCACCUUGCUCCGAUAAAUGCAAAUACAAAUGUAUCAACAGGAUAACCCAGGAGCAACGAUCAAUAUUGUUUGACGAGUAUUACAAUUUAAUAGAUAUUAAUAGAAAACGAGAAUUUAUAUCUAGAAACAUGGAGUCGAUUAAGCCAAACUACAGAUACCCACAGCCUAACAGCAGAAGAUUAAACAAUGCUUUUUAUUUUCAAAUUAAUCAAGACAAAAUUCGAGUGUGUAAAUUGUUUUUUAUGAGAACCUUGGAUAUAAAUGCUAGAACUAUCUAUACAGUAAUACAAAAAAGUAUAUCUGGAUCUGUUAGCGAUGAUAAAAGAGGUAAACAUGGGAAGCAUAAGAGAGUAGAUGAUGAUAUUAAAAAUGGUAUCAAAGAAUUUAUAGCCUCAAUACCGAGAAUAGAAAGCCACUACUUGCGGGCUCAGAGCAACAAAGAAUAUAUUGAAGGUGGAAAAACAAUAGCAGAUUUGCAAAGGGAAUACCAAAUGCAGUGCGAAAUUGCCAAUAAACCUUAUGUACCUAAGGGAGACCUUUCUGUGUUUUAUUAUAGAUCUAAGCUUAAUACCAUGAAUUUAACCGUGACUGGGUUAGCAGAGGAUGAAACUUUGUGUUUUGUUUGGCAUGAAGGAGAGGGUGGAAAAGGCGUAACGGAGGUUGGUACCUGUAUUUUAUUCUAUCUCGAAUACAAGGCAGAAAAAUGUCAGUCUGAUGAUUUGGAGAUUACCUUAUAUAGCGACAAUUGUGCAGCGCAACAAAAAAACAGGUUUUUGAUAGCAGCCUUGAUUUACGCAGUACAAAAAUAUAAAAUUAAACAAAUAACACAAAAGUUUCUUGUCAUGGGCCAUACUCAAAAUGAGGGGGAUUCAACUCAUUCAGUUAUCGAAAAACAGGUUCGUCGGUCUUUAAAAUCAGGACCCAUUUUCGUUCCAGAACAAUUCAUCCAAUUAAUAAGGACUGCUAAUAAAAAAGGAGAACCCUAUCGUGUACGGGAACUAACUCAUGAGGAUUUUAUGGAUAUCAAGCAAUUAAUGAUUGAUUUAGGAUCUAACUUUAAUAGUGAAUAUAAAAAAUUACAUUUUACAGUUAGAGAAAAAGGACAAAAAUCAAUUGAUACAUUUCAAAAUAAUACCAAAAAACUAUGGCGUAACGAACAAGAACUUGCUUUAAAAGUAAAAUUAAUAGAAAAUAUAAUUAAACAAGAAAAAGCAUACGUUUAUAAUGUAGAACAAAUGUUUUUAAUUCACGUAACUGCCACUCAAUUUGCACAAGCUUUUCAAAGAAUUUAUGACAUAUUAGAAAGACUAGAAAUUGCCAUUACCUUUGCAAAAUUAAAUACAUUUCAUAAUAGCAUGGUGGAAUCAACAGAUUUAUUAUCAGAAAUAGUUAAUAUUCGAAAAAUUAUAGAAAGUAACUAUAGAUUACCUUUUGAACCUAAACUAGAAAAUAUAUUAUCAUUUGAAGGAGUACUCGAAAUAAAAAGUUAUAAUAAGAAUAAUCAGAUUAUUUUUAUCAUUGAAGUUCCUUUAGUCGAACCUAUAACAUAUAAUUACUACCAUAUCUAUCCCUUACCUACUUCUAGAAUACAAACCUUUAAAAUGAUUAUUCCCCAUUCAAAAUACCUUCUUCUUCAUGAUACUACUUACCUACGAUUCGAACAAAAAAUUUAUAAAAAUCCUACUAUUGAAUUUAAUCCAAUAAGAAUACCAGAAUUAAACAUCGAAGUAAAAUCAGAAGAAGACGAUAGAAACCACAUCGAAUUGAAGCCACUCCAAUUAGACUCAAUAAACUUGGAUGAAAUUAACAAUUUAAAAUCAGCUUUAGAAAUUCAAAAAAUUAAAAUUAAAAGUCUACCUAAAAAUAUUUUCAUUCCACAAAGUACGAGCUACAUUUCAAUUUUAAUAUUAAUAAUAAUAGUAAUUCUAAUUACUUUAUUUAUUUGUUUAAGAAAAAAAUUUAAACUUUUCAAUCUAAUUCAAAAAUGUAUCAAGCCAAAGAAGAAAGAAAAUCCGAAGAAAGAAAUUUAUUUAAAAGAAAUUCCAGAACGAAUGUCAAGACAAUCUAACCCUGUAAUUUCACUCUAA
Molecule: messenger RNA, 2649 nt
Organism: Psylliodes chrysocephalus
Lineage: Eukaryota; Metazoa; Arthropoda; Insecta; Coleoptera; Chrysomelidae
Source: the annotation of a GenBank genome assembly